AUGUUAUGGAAGCGAGUAGCAACCACUGGAAUUCCACCUGCCAAACAUACACUUACUUGGACAAAAUUGGUGACCAAUGGUGAGCUUUUGCGACCUAGAGCUGGGCAUACAAACAUUGCACUAGGCAAGAAUUUGUUUGUGUUUGGAGGUUUUACUGAUGCUGAAGAUCUGUAUAAUGACUUAUACAUGUUUGAUCUUGUUAUAGAUAGGAUGCCUCUGCGUGGAGUUUUACUCUCAAACAACAUCAAGAAAACAGUUGCUGAUGAUUUCAGAAGGUGCAACUUCUGCUACUUAAAUAUGAAGACACCAGCAGCUUCUAAUGCUUCUCCACCUCAUGAGGUUUCAGGAGGGGUAAAAUCGUCUUUAGAAGUUAAUUCAACUCCAAAUCCAAACCUUGGUUAUGAUGGUGAAUCUCAUCCCUUGACUGGUGAAUAA
This is a messenger RNA of Lactuca virosa, 435 nucleotides long. NCBI's taxonomy places the organism in Eukaryota, Viridiplantae, Streptophyta, Magnoliopsida, Asterales, Asteraceae. The record is from the annotation of a GenBank genome assembly.